Messenger RNA from Glycine soja, 1252 nucleotides. Its product is annotated as alpha N-terminal protein methyltransferase 1-like. Lineage: Eukaryota; Viridiplantae; Streptophyta; Magnoliopsida; Fabales; Fabaceae. The coding region runs from base 35 to 982 and encodes 315 amino acids. Gene Ontology annotation, molecular function: methyltransferase activity. The transcript has 8 exons. The record is from RefSeq and is a predicted model, not a curated record. Gene Ontology annotation, biological process: N-terminal protein amino acid methylation. Gene Ontology annotation, cellular component: cytoplasm.
AGAAUAGAGAGACAGAAGAAGAAUUUGGGCUCUUAUGACUGCGUGUAGUUGCGUUCCUUCUUUUUCUCUAUUGAGCACUCGCACUUUGGGACUCACUGCUUCGUACUAUUCUUCUUUCUCUUUCCCCUCUUACCGGAAAAUAAGCUGCAUGGACGCCGCCGGCUUAGAUUCCGAUGGCCGUGAAUUCAAAACCCCCGAUGACAUGUGGAGGGAACAGGCGGGUGACCCUAGCAAGAAGACCCAGUGGUAUCGCGACGGCGUCUCCUACUGGGAGGGUGUUAAGGCAAAUAUGGAUGGGGUAUUGGGAGGGUUUGCAAAUGUGAACGAGCCUGACAUAACUUGCAGUGAGGAUUUCUUGAACAUUCUCUUCUCUGAACGUUUUCAUGCUGCUGAUGCCAGACACCAACCACUUGUUGUUCUUGAUUGUGGUUCUGGCAUUGGCAGAGUCACCAAAAAUCUGUUAAUAAGAUACUUCAAUGAGGUUGAUCUUCUGGAGCCAGUAUCACAUUUCUUAGAGACUGCACGUGAAACUUUGGCUCUAGGAUGUCAGACAAAUUCAGAUAUGCACAAAGCAGUUAAUUUUUACUGUGUUCCUCUUCAGGAUUUUACACCAGAUACUGCAAGAUAUGAUGUAAUAUGGAUUCAAUGGUGCAUUGGUCAUCUUACAGAUGAAGAUUUUGUUUCAUUUUUCAAGAGAGCCAAGGUUGGCCUCAAACCAGGUGGAUUUUUUGUCCUGAAGGAGAAUAUUGCCAGAUCUGGAUUUGUGCUUGAUAAUGAAGACCGAAGUGUUACAAGAUCUGAUUUGUACUUCAAAGAGCUAUUUUCUCGAUGUGGAUUGCAUGUUUACAAAUCAAAGGAUCAGAAAGGAUUCCCUGAAGAAUUAUUUGCUGUGAAGAUGUAUGCAUUAACUACAGACCCUCCAAAGAAGGCUCCCCGAGCAAAAUCCAAAACAUCAACUAAUAGACCUAGAACUAUUAUGUGAUAAGGUUUUCAAUUGGUCUUGAAUAUUCUUCGUAAACCAUUUUUUGUUUCCAAUUGGGAGAUCCAUGUUGUAUAGUAGAUAUUGAUUUGUUUGAGUAAUUAGCCAUUAAUCAGCUUGUAUGUGAAAUGCAAUUUUCCGUUAUCUCAGCCUACCCAAAGAUUUAUCCAAAGGUGAAUUUUGAGUUGUUUUACCACCAUUUUGAUGGGACUUAUUGAUGAAUCCUAUUCGUGUAACAUUUCUACUAGUACUUAAAGAUAUUUCUUUUCUCUC